UGUUCUCCUUCAUUCCCUAGGGCAGUUGAGUGGGAAGCAGGUUGUGUCUCCAACGUCGGAUGAGCGGGGACUUCCUGAGCGAGGAUGAAAACGAGAAGAGAAACAUGCAGUCUUCAGAUGACUCCUUCGAGCCUUACCCGGAAAAGAAGGUUUCUAGUAAGAAAAGUGGCAGCAAAGAAGCUAAGAAGGCAGAAGAGCCCAAAAUAAGGAAGAAGCCAGGGCCCAAGCCAGGCUGGAAAAAAAAAAUCAAGUGUGAAAGGGAGGAGCUGCCCACCAUUUACAAGUGUCCUUACCAGGGAUGCACGGCCGUGUACAGAGGGGCAGACGGCAUGAAGAAACAUAUAAAGGAGCAUCACGAAGAAGUUCGGGAGAGGCCCUGUCCUCACCCUGGCUGCAACAAGGUGUUCAUGAUUGACCGGUACCUGCAGCGCCACGUGAAGCUCAUUCACACGGAGGUACGCAAUUACAUCUGCGAUGAGUGCGGGCAGACCUUCAAGCAACGCAAACACCUCUCAGUCCAUCAGAUGCGGCACUCGGGAGCGAAGCCCCUGCAGUGCGAGAUCUGCGGGUUCCAGUGCAGGCAGCGAGCGUCGCUCAAGUACCACAUGACCAAACACAAAGCGGAGACGGAGCUGGAAUUCGCCUGCGACCAGUGCGGGAAGCGCUUCGAGAAGGCCCACAACCUUAACGUCCACAUGUCCAUGGUGCACCCUCUGACCCAGACUCAGGACAAAACCAAGGCACUGGAGCCAGAGCCCAUUCUCCUCCUAACUACUUCAGGGACUGCAGACAGCCAGGCUGUAAAGCCCGAAGUGACUGCGCAGCAGGAGCCCACCUGAGCAGGACAGGGCAGCUUGCCCAGGCCAGCCUUGUAGAACCCGUACAGCCGAGUGGAGACUUGGAAUCUACGUUUUAGUCUCCUCCAGAACUCAGUGAAAUUAGCUUCAGCUUGCUCAGAAAAAGCUUGUUAUGAUGCUGUGAUUCUCCAUGCUCACGUCUGAUUCAGCAGUGUUGUGCUAAGAGUCUGUCUGCUCCGAGGGGACAAGUCUUUGGCGGCGCCCUGUUGUUGUCCCCUUCCCCAACACACACAGUUGUAGAAACAAAGUUGUCCCACAACUGUUACCUACCUGCACGAGCUGCUGCCUGUGUCUAACUGCCCUUGAGGGCAGCGAGGCCACAUAGGACAGUGGAGAAACUUAAGCAGACAUUU
Molecule: messenger RNA, 1210 nt
Organism: Tinamus guttatus (white-throated tinamou)
Lineage: Eukaryota; Metazoa; Chordata; Aves; Tinamiformes; Tinamidae
Source: RefSeq, a predicted model, not a curated record